Messenger RNA from Delphinapterus leucas (beluga whale), 11827 nucleotides. The record is from RefSeq and is a predicted model, not a curated record. Lineage: Eukaryota; Metazoa; Chordata; Mammalia; Artiodactyla; Monodontidae.
UUUCUCACCAUCCUGCUGGCCACCCGGACCCAUGUGCUCCCAGAGCGCGCUGGGCGCUCAACACUCGGAGCGAUUGUCCCUGUGCGCUCGGUCUCUUCCAGGCACCCGAUUCCAGCGGGAGGCGGUGACUGGCGGCGGGGCUUCUCGCUCCGGCAACGGUGGCGACCGCGGCGGCGGCUUCCGGAGUCCCGCCGCGAAGAUGCUCAAAGUCACGGUGCCCUCGUGCUCCUCCUCGUCCUGCUCUUCGGUCACCGCCAGUGUGGCCCCGGGGGCCGGGAGCCUCAUCCCGGAUUACUGGAUCGACGGCUCCAACAGGGAUGCUUUGAGCGAUUUCUUCGAGGUGGAGUCGGAGCUGGGACGGGGUGCUACAUCCAUUGUAUACAGAUGCAAACAGAAGGGGACCCAGAAGCCUUAUGCUCUCAAAGUGUUAAAGAAAACAGUGGACAAAAAAAUCGUAAGAACUGAGAUAGGAGUUCUUCUUCGCCUCUCACAUCCAAACAUUAUAAAACUUAAAGAGAUAUUUGAAACCCCUACAGAAAUCAGUCUGGUCCUAGAACUCGUCACAGGGGGAGAGCUGUUUGACAGGAUUGUGGAAAAGGGAUAUUACAGUGAACGAGAUGCUGCAGAUGCUGUCAAACAAAUCCUGGAGGCAGUUGCUUACCUACAUGAAAAUGGGAUUGUCCAUCGUGAUCUCAAACCAGAGAACCUUCUCUAUGCAACUCCAGCCCCAGAUGCACCACUCAAAAUUGCUGAUUUUGGGCUCUCUAAAAUCGUGGAACAUCAAGUGCUCAUGAAGACAGUAUGUGGAACCCCAGGGUACUGCGCACCUGAAAUUCUUAGAGGCUGUGCCUAUGGACCUGAGGUGGACAUGUGGUCUGUAGGAAUAAUCACCUACAUCUUACUUUGUGGAUUUGAACCAUUCUAUGAUGAAAGAGGCGAUCAGUUCAUGUUUAGGAGAAUUCUGAACUGUGAAUAUUACUUUAUCUCCCCCUGGUGGGAUGAAGUAUCUCUAAAUGCCAAGGAUUUGGUCAGAAAAUUAAUUGUGUUGGAUCCUAAGAAAAGGCUGACUACCUUCCAAGCCCUCCAGCACCCGUGGGUCACAGGUAAAGCAGCCAAUUUUGUACACAUGGAUACAGCUCAAAAGAAGCUCCAAGAAUUCAAUGCCCGGCGCAAGCUCAAGGCAGCAGUAAAGGCCGUGGUGGCCUCUUCCCGGUUGGGAAGCGCCAGCAGCAGCCAUGGCAGCAUCCAGGAGAGCCAGAAGGCCAGCCGAGAGCCAUCUCCAACACAAGAUGGCAAUGAAGAUGUUAAAGCUAUUCCGGAAGGAGUGAAAAUUCAAGGAGAUGGGGCCCAAGUGGCAGUUGAGGGGGCAGAGGCUGAGCUGAUGAAGGUGCAGGCCAUAGAGAAAGUUAAAGAUGCUGAAAUAAAUGUUGCUGAGGCCACCAAGAUGGUGCCCGAGGCAUUAGAGGAUGGGAUAAAGGAGGCUGACCCAGAAAUAGAGGAGGGCCUAGUGGAGGAAAAGCUGAAGACUGUUGAGGAAGCAGCAGCCCCCAAAGAAGGGCAAGAAAACCCUGCUCUGGAAUUUGGAGCUCAGCAGAAUGAUGUGAUCCUGCCAGAGUACUAAAUGGCUUCCUUCCAUCUGGGAGCCAAAUCCUGGCACUUUAUGCAUUUUGUCCUUCAGCAAGGAAGGUGGGGAAGCAUGAUAUGCACUAUAGUGAUUCUGUUUUUAAGGUGCAAAAAAAUACAUAUAUAUCAGUUGGUAAUCCUAACUUCAAUGCAUGUGACUGCUUUAUGAAAAAAUAGUGUCUUCUAUGGUCUGUAAUGGAUACCAAAUACCUACUGAUGAAUUAAAUUUGAAAUUGCAAGUAAACACAACAUAACAUUUAAAAACAUACAUUUUCAGGGACCAGUAGCACACAUUUGAAGUAAAUAGUAACAAAUUGUUUUUGCUUUGAAAACCUAGCCAGCCUACACCCUUUGGAUUUCUUUACAAGGACUGUUGCCCAGCUAAUACUAGGUAGAGCUAUAAGAUGUAUUCCCAUGACAUUCACAGUCUUUUCAGUAAUGUGUUCAAACUGUUUACAAGAAGAUGGUUAGGUUAUAGUUGUAUGGUAUGUGCAAAAAAAAAAAAAUCCACUUAUAAUGGUAAGAAGCUGAAGCAUGCUUUAAGGGCUAUGAAACCAUAUGCCCCAAAGCUUGUGUGCAGAAUGUUUUUUUAUCUUGUCUUUAUUUAUACACACCAUAUUACUAAUAACCAAAAACAUUCUAUUACAAAUUCCUGCCAUUUUACGGUCCUAAAAAAAUUAUUUUACAGACUCACGCUGAGGAAUUUAUUCUUUCCUUCACCUGCUCUCUAACAAGAAGUCCUUCUGAUGGACAACACUUAGGGGUGGAAUAAAGAAAUUUAGUGAAGAAAAGGAGAUAAGACUGGGACUUAGACUAAUAAAGACUGACUCCUUGUCAUCUUUCAGAUAAAAUUGAAUUUAUUCACAAGCUUGUACAAUUUUAAAGAUAGGAACACUUUUAUGGAUAAACUCUAUACUUAACCAAGGUUCAGAUAUUUAGAAAAGUCUACACCAAAGGCUGGUGCCAAAAUGUCUGAAUAGAGUGGGAAUAAUAUCCCAUUGUAAGAUCAUCCAUUAUUGACUUUAGUAUAGUAAGGAAACCUUUGUUUUUAUAAAAGUCCUUUUUUUCCUUCAACUGAUGGUUAUUUAGAUAUAUGGCUUAUGGACUAAAGAUAUUUCUGAAAAGCUAGUAUAUCUUUUUCUCAUACUUGGAAUGGAAGCACCCAUAAUUUACAAUGUAUUUUUGAAAGUUUCCAUGUCCAGAAAUGUAGGACAAUGCAGCUUUUAAUUUACUUUAGUAAACAAAAACAAAAAGAAACAAUGAAAAAAACACUGAUUUCAUAUCAGACUCUUGAGAAGCUGUAACAUUAGACCUAAUACAUUACCAUGAUUUUUUUCAAAAUAUUUUUCUUUGGUUUUCAUAUAAACACUUUUCCCUUAUAAAAAUCACAGUUAAAUUCCAAAUACCUCAGAUUUAUUUCUAGCUUGAGCUUAAAUGAACAUUUUUAUCAAAUUAAUUAUGCAGCUUAUUUUAGUAGGUUUCCUUAAUUUUAAAAAAGGAUUAUUUUCAGGCCAAAAUUAUGGAUAAAAAUGACUAUCACAUAAAAAUCCUCCUCAAAAAUAGAGAUCUUAAAUUUUUGGGGCUCUUCCUCAGAAAUAGUAAAUUAGAAAAUUAAAUUAAACCUCUGGUUUCUGGGGACUAUUCGACCUAGGAGACAUUCUGCUUUCCAAGUGCAAAUCUUCCUUUAACUACUGUUCUCAUGAGAAGAAAAUAAGGUAGAACUUCUUGUCUUCCAUAAUAUAGGGGCCUGACAGAUCACUGAGGUGGAGGAAAAAGCCCUUAAGGGCAUAUCAUCUGGACUCAGAGAAAGAUUUUUUGUUUCAUUUUAUCUUUAUUAAUUAGUAGAGAGUACUUAUCUUCUUCUCUUCUGUUUCCCUCCUUCUUUAUUCUCUCAGAAUUUCCAUUUUAGCUAUUAUGAGGGGCUCGCUAGUUUCAAACUUUAAGAAUGCCUUCUUCCCCAAGCAUUAAGAUUUCUAUUUUAAAAGACCAAUUGCCUGGUAUACUUUUCCCAAAGAGACUUAACAGGUGUAUAUGGUGAGGCAUAUAUGGUAAGUGUCCCAUAUAUUGGAAAAGGGAAGAAGAGAGGGAAAGGAAUCUUAAUGGAAAGUGGCAAUACUAAUAGGAAGAUGAGAACACAUUGUCCCUCCCAGCCCACUUCCAUAUUGUUCCAAGGGCAGUGGUUAUAUCAUCCCAACAUUCAGGGCUGACUGCAGUGGUUGGACCUGCGGACUGUGUAGUGUGAAGAGCACUGCAAAUGCCAAGGCCAGUGUGUGCUUAAGAAUUUACCCAUUUAAGUGAGUACACAUGCCUAUUCCCUGUGAGGGUGUGAGCGUAAUUUCCUCUUUUUUAACCCGUAAAUUGCACUCUCUAAAAAUCAGCAGGAGUUUUAAAUUUUGACUUGUAUGUUAAAGAUUAAGUCCUGAUAAUGCCUAAGUGACUGAGUUAGUCAUUUCAGUGGAAAACAAGUCAAAGCUUCACAAAAAUCGGGCAUUUCAGCCAAAUGAUUCAACCUAGGGUUUCACAGAGAUGCUAUUUAAGUUAGGAUAGUUAAAUUAACAUUUUUGAAAAAACAGUAAACAUUUAUAUUGCUUGUUAAAAUGGAUAUAUUGUCUAUCUCAAAGAUUACUUAUUUAUAAUAAUAGACUAAUGCAGAUAGAACCUUAAUUUGAUGAACUAUUUCAUAAUGUUUCCUUUAAUUGACACUAUAGUCACAAAGCAAAUAAGGGAAUUUCAGCAAACAAUACAUUUUGCAUUUUAGAGAUGACAGUUAUUACAUUAUUGAUUUUUGUUCUCAGAUAAGUUCAGAUACAUAGGAUAAACCAGACUAUUUUGCCAUAGAGAAGGACAAUCUUGAAUUAUUUCUCCCAUUUAAAAAGUCUAAUUGGAAUCCCAGUGGUUUUUCUCAAACCGUAAGAGCUCAUUUGUGCCAUGAACACAUAAAUAAGGUAGAAAUUAGAAUAAUAUGGUUGUAGAAGUUAUAGUCUAGAACAAGUGCUGCCUAAUAUAGAUGAUACAAACCACAUAUGUAAUUUUAAAUUUUCUCCUAGCCACAUUUUAAAAAGAAAAAAAAAAGCUGGUAAAAUUAACUAUAUUUUAAUCCAAUAUAUCCAUACUAUUAUUCCAAUACAUAAUCAAUAUGAAAAAUUAACAAGACCUUUUAAAUUUUUUAUUUUUGUACUAAGUUUUCAAAAGAAGGAUUAUGUUACACCUUUAGUACAUCAAGUGCUCAACAGCCACAUGUGACUAGUGGCUACAGUGGUACUAGAAGAGCGCUGGUCUAGAGCACUUUCAAAGCAAAAUGACAGACAAAUUUCUAUGCUUAGAUUUGAGCUGCCUCAGUUUUCUACACUGAUGAGUUGGUAGGAGGCCAAAAAGAAAAUGUUUCAGAAAUGUCAUAGACUGAAAUGAGUAAAAACUCUGUUGGCCACGUCUACUUAUUCGUGUGCUUCAGAGGAGAAGUGUUUCCCAGCAUGACUGUUAGAGAACGUUCCUGGGCAUUGGCAAGUUGUCCGUUGGCUACAGUUCCUCUCUUUGGGCCCUGGAAUCUUGACUACAGGCUAGCGUCUCCUGAGUACUGCCAUGAAGCCAAUCGUGUUCUCACAUACCAAAAUCUUCUGUGGGCGAACCAUGUGUCCUCAUUCAGGAAGGGCUGCACACAGAAUCUUAGUGGGAUUUCGUAGGCCUGGCCACCAACAAGGCUGGACACCAUCCUUGUAUUGCAGGCAAUAUUGUUUAUAGAAAUCUUCUGAAAUAUACCAAAUUUGCAUGAUAAAGACUGUAUGAUGAGGAUGAUAUCACCCCAGUUAUCCCUAAAAUGAGAAUAUGACCAUCCGCUGGCAUUUUUUAUAUUUCCUUAGAAGAGUUUAAUCAACUCUGCCAUUACACAUGGAUUCAAAAGACUUUUUGGAAUUUUCUUACAUAUUGCUAUUUUAGAAUAAACCUCAAGGUUCUAUAGCCAUUUUUAGUGGCAGACUUUAAAAGAACAGUUUGCCUUUUACUGUUACCUCAAUUACAUAGUAUUUUAAACAUAUUUUGUAAUUUAGAAUGUUUAGCAAUCCCUAUUUCCAGUUGCACAUGAAAGGUAACUGCUUGAAGAUUGCCUAUCGACUGAAAAUUUAGAGAAAGCCAUUUUGUUUCAUAAUUCAGUUGUUUCACAGAAGCAUCUGGUUGCAUUUCAAAUCGGAAAAUAAAAGAAGUAAAUGCCAAAAAAGGCAAAGGAUAAAAUCAGUAAAUCAUUUAUUCUGUUUUAGGAUUGUCUUUGCAAAGCAAAUGCAAAAACAAGUCAAAAAAGUGAAUCAGCACUAGGUUUUUCUUGAUGAGGCUGACUCCACAUAAAUUGACAUAAAUAUACUGAGAAGAGUCAAUUACAUAAUUACAGUGCCAUUAUGUAAUUUACUUGUCAUUGCAGAGUAUUCAGUCUGGUUAUCUAGGUCUACUUUAGCUGGUGCAAACUUUUCCGACAUCUACUUACAUAAUAGGAUUUGUAAUAUCCUUGUAAUUACUGCCUAUUAGGUCAUAUUUAAAUUUCCUUAAUGUUCAGCACUGAUAUGUCUCUGAUCAAGGUCGUUGCUAACAUUUAAGCAUUUACUGGUUAAAUACUGCUUACUGGUUAGACUCUAUGUGUGUCUUCACUGUUGUUUUUUUUAACAUUUAUGCACGUAUAAUCUCAAUAUUGGUAUAAUAUUCAUAACCACAUGUUAAGCAGAAAUGUAACCAAUAAUUUUCUAUAAAACUUUUUCAAAGUUCUUUUCUUCCCCUGGCACAACUCAGGGUGAGUUUCUGGCUCCUUGACAAAUAGAAGAACCUAAAAGAUCACUGGAGAGAGAUCAGCUAUCCACCCAUAGUAACCAAGCUCAGCAUUUCUUCUUUCUAUAUCCUGAUCUGUUAAGGGCCAGUUUUUGUCAUCAUUACUUUCAAAUAUCACCUGAGAUCAGAUAAUAUAGUCUCAGCUCACAUAGCCCAACCAUUUAUAUACUUUUCUUGGAGAGCAAUAACAAACUUGACUAAUUUAUGUUUGCUUGUUUAAAAUUCUAAUUUUCACACACUCUCUGUGGUGUACUCUAGAGGCUUUGAUUGUGUGAUUUAACUUCCUUCAAGAUUCAGUCUUUUCUCUGUCACCUGGCCCAGAGGUCUACCUAGGACAAGGAGGAAGCCUUGCCAUGAGAGUGGACCAUGUGAGUCCUUGACAGGAAUCAGACAUUGCUCUAGUGAAGACUCAAGGCAUCUGUCUUGGUUGAGCUCAAAUGAGCCAAAUGGGAAACACCUCUUCCAGUGAUACUGUUUGAAUAUCGGUACAGUGCCAUUAGUCAGUAAUGGAAAAUGAGAUUUCACCAAUCAUUUGCUCUUCCCAUGACUUGGUUUGCUACCACUUAUCCCAGAUCAAUGUUUUCUUCCAUCCCUAUGGCCAUCAAGCUGCCCUCUCGAAUUUUGAAGUCCUCUAAAAUCCUGGAAGGAGUAUCCCAGACUGGUCGAAGAAAUAUGGAGUCUUUGGUGGCCCAGAAUUUAGUUUGAAACUCUAAACAGCAAUGCUAAGACAGCAAAAUCAUACUGUUCUUCUUAACUAGUUGCUUUCAGCACAUUUUGAAAACUGACCUGGAAUACCCAUGGGUAUGGGAUAUUUGUAUCUGCGCAGCCUUUUCUGUGAUUCAGUGUGUUAAAAAUGACAGAUAGUUAAUCUUUAGUCAGAUUAUAUAAUAUUUAUUUUCCAUUUAAAAGAUUAUUUUGGGCUACUCAAAUAUAACAGGCUUCAUAUUAGAAUUUUUGAAAGCUGUUGUUUUCCCUAAGCACUCUCUCACUCUGACAAUCAGUUGUGGAUGAUAAAAAUUUACUAAGUUUGUCCUUUCUUUGUCCUUUCCUUGAUACAUGUAUGGUAGUUAAUCUGGUUUGUAAAGGAUACAAGUAAGAAUGACUAUAAAGUGACAACUGUCAUCUCAUAACUGCCUGCUUUUAACUUGACCUAUUUUUAUAGCCUAUCAUGUAGCUAAUAUACAGUAGCAUACAAAUAGCAUAUUCAUGAGUAUGAUUUUUAUUGUCAAGAUUAUUUCAGAAGUUCCCAAAAUGUUUAUAUUCAUGCACCCUUAAUUUCAGUAAUAUUUUCAUGACCCCCACCUACCAAGCCAAAAGAAUUACCUAACAUGCCCAUUUUUUAAGUAGUUAGGUCCAAACAACAUAAUAGUAGUAGUGCAUUCCAUGUCUGACUGAUGUUGCUGUGUGUUUCCCUUGACAUGUUAAAAUGUCCUCUGAGUUUACUGAGUGGGAACAGCAGACAGGUGACAGACAAAAGGGAUUAUUAGUAAACAAGUUAGGGGCUAACGUUUAUACUCAUUUGAAUGACAAUCAUUCUUUUAUCUAUGGUCUUUGUGAUAUACACAUAAAAUUUACAAGUGCAUUUUUAAAAAGUAAUUUCCACAUAACUACCCAAGGAAAUAAAGUUAAAUCUCCAAAGAUCAGUUUUCAAGAGUCAGGCAAACUAUAGGUCACGGACCAAAUCCAUCAGAGCGCUGUUUUAUAAAGUUUUAUCAGAACACAACCAUGCUCAUUUAUUUAUACAUUGGCUAUGGCUGCUUUCAUGCUACUAGGACAGAGUGGAGUCGUUUCAACAGAGACUGUAUGGCCCAGAAAAGCCUAAAAUGUUUAUCUGGCCUUUUACAGAAAAUAAUUGAUGACCCUGGUUUUUCAUGGCACCCUGCCUUUUUGGUAACAUCUAGGAAUACAGAUUCCCAUAUUCCAGAUUUCUUCUCCUUAGCUUAGGGUUCUUAUCCCAUUUGCUUCUUAGGAAGUUAGGAGAGGUUUGUUUCUGUGCAGAUGGUCUCAACAAUAAUUUUGCUGGAAGUACAACUUAACAGUAAAAUUUCCCUACAGAACUAAAAAUUCAAAAUUGCAUCAUUCCUGAAAAGAAAAGUUUAGAGUACGAAUUGACUUGUUUAAGAGAGAGGAAUUAGAUUUCUAGCACAUCAAGCACGUUUUAGAAAUUUGAUCCUUUUAUUUAAAAUCAUGUAAAUGACAUUUUGUAUUCCCCACAUUUAAGUCAAUCUGCAGCUGUUACUUAGUAAGCCAAGAAAUGAGAGCCCCCUUUGGUUCUGAAUCCUUCAGAAUAUUUUCAAGUAAUUAAUAGCAAUUGGAUUUUCAUUUAAUCAUUUUUAGGAAAUAACAUACUUUAUUAUGUGGCAUUCUAUGACAAUGACUUGCUUAUCAAUAGCUCAGGAAAUAGGCAAAUAGCCAACUUUUUAAUGUAAGAAAGCUACUUUCCAAUCCCUGUGUUUUUCUGAGUGUUAUAUAUUUCACUUCUUUGGAAAGAGAAGGCCUCAAGCAAAUAAAUGCUUUCCUUUCCUUUUCUUACAUAUUUAGAAAUCCAAGAGGGUCCCUUUUCUUAGUCUAUUUCUGUCACAGAGAAGUUAUUCAUUCCACAAUAUUUGCCUUAAGGGAAGCAGGUGGCCCAGAUAUUGAGAAUGUAGGCAUGCAUGACCUUUGUGUUCGACUUUGAACAUCUAUAGCCAAAAGGUUACAAAUGAGAUAUUGAGUAGAAAACCUAUUAUCAGCUUAUUAUUAGGAAUACCUAAAAUUAUAUCAUGACUCUAAUUAAAUAAUAUAUUGUUUUCUUUAAACUGUUGCAGCAAUCAAUAUGAUGUAGCCACUGGAUACACUAUAGAACUCAGGAAAAAAAGAGAUGAAUCGUCUGCCUGCUCCUCAUGGUUGAUGUGAGUAGGAGGGAGACUUUACCGGAAUGGAAGAGGGAAAAGGUAAAAUGUAGAUUAGGAUUCCACAUUCCCACCUACCCAUUUUUCUUGAUUGCUCAGAGUUUGAAGGCAGUUGUUAACGGACUAAACUUAUUUUAAAAUUUCUCUCAAUAUCUGGGUCACCAGCUUCCCUUAGAAAUGAGUAAACCAAAGCCAGUAGCUAAUUUUCCUCCCAGAAUAAAAAACUAAACAGUGUAGUUUAGGGAAUAUUAGGCCUACAUCGCAAGCACACUUUAAGGAGAUGAUUCGGUGAUUCUGAAGCUUUCUAGGAGCAGCGCACGCCAGGGACCCAUUUUCUCAGUAAACUUUCAUUGAAAAACAAUUACGUACAAUGAAAGAGUCAGAGUUGAAUUAAACCCAUGCUACCCUCUAGGAUUGAGCUUUGUCGUUGGAGAGAAAAAACAAGUGUACAUAUAGCCUGUGCUAAAUCUAGGCAGGCAGUAAGCCCUCCAGGGAUGGAAAGCAGGAAAAGCUCCCCUUUGCUUGGAAUGAUCAAGGGGAGCUUCCUGGGAAUAUUAGCUAAAUAUAAAGGAUGGGGAGAACCUUUGCAGGUAGGGAGAAGGAAGGCAGAACAUUUGGCUGAGAAAUCUGCAGAGUGGAGGAAUGUGUUGAAGGAACAAUGCUGGGUGUGAAAGACUGAAAUCUGAAGGGAAGUGUUGCUAAGUCUGCAUAAGAGUAUCAGAUCUUGUGCAAAGUUGAAUUAGACUUCUUCACCCCUUUCUUACUCUGGGUAGACAUUUGUGCAGCAUUUCCUCAGAGCAUGUAGCCCUCUGUGAUCUCCUACAUACGUGGCUAAUCUGGUGUGUCCCCAAGCAGAAUAAAAAUCACCCAACACAUCAAAGACAUUUUUGCAAGUCACCAGUUGAAAUAAAGCUUCAGUCACUAAAAGCCAAAACUGCACUGGCGAGAUCUCCACUGACAAAGCAGAGUAAAAGAAGAUAGUGAUUAUUUGAGUAACUUUGGCAAAACUCCAGUAUCCGAAUAACUCCCGGUGACUAGAAGAUCACCUAACUACUUGCUAAAGCUUUGCCAAUGGAGGCCACGUCAAGGUUACUUCUUUCACAGUUAUUUUAACCUUUUAAAUUAUCUGACCUGAAAGGGCAAUUCCCGCAGGAUCUAAGAUAGAAUUAUACCUGAAAGUUUAGACUUCAAAAGACAACCUGUGUUAAGCCUCAGACAAUGAAGUUUAAAAUCUUCGGAGCUGCUUUCCCCAAACUUCAAGCCGAUCCUGUGAAGUCCUUUCGUCUCCAUCUCUCCCUUUUGCCCCUUUAUACACCUUUCUAUAAUUUCCUUUUUAUAUCACUCAUUGCAGGCAGUAUUUUACAUCCAUCUUCAAGAAACUUUUAAAAACAUAAUCAUUACAGUAUAUAUACUUCUAGUUGUCUUGCCACUUUGCUUGUUUCAGAUAAUGUCUGUGAUUAGUAACUGGCUAUAUUAUUCAGGCAAAUGAAACGAAGAAAGGGACAACGGUUGACCAUCAUCUGAGUGAUGGAAGAGGAGUUAAGACGUAGAGAUACUGUAGGGGUACAGAAAACACAACUUAGCAGGCGUUGAGAAAGGAAUACUACUUACUAGGGUUUUCAGACUUAGGUGACAGUAUCUGGUAUGUCUUUUCUAGUUUUUCCUAGAGGAGGAAUCUGUACUGCUGCAUUGUCGAAAGUUUUCUGGACUAAAAGGACAUAAGCAGCUCAACGGCAGCUUGGAGGAUUAGAUAAUGGAAUACCACUCUAUACAGGAAACCUACAUCUCCACUAGUUUAGACUGCAAAUCAUUAGCCAAAAACAAAUACAUGUAGGAUUUGGAGGACAAAGACAAAGUGUAAAUACUGCAGUUUACACCGCCAAGAUCAUAGGCUGCCUUCCCAAUUUCUGAUUGAAAAGUACUGGAAAAGGAGCUGUGAACAUUUCAUUUUUAAAACCUGUCGAAAUGGUGCUAUUGACUCCUUAAUACAAAGAUAUAUUACAAUAUUUUUUAGGUAAACAUGUAAGUCUGACCUGGCCAUAAAUGUAAAUAUAGAGAAUGUUUACAGAGAAUUCAUCAAAAUCAUGCCCGUUUGCAUUUGACUGAGCUACCGUUUUGUUCGAUGGCAGUGACUGACAGUCCCUGCUUCCAGCAUAUGGGACACAUCAGAGUCACUGGCUCUGAGCUGCCCAAAGCCUGGGGCAGACAACAUGACAGCCACAGACAACUGGCUUCUUCUUGGACUCAGGUUAGACAACCCAAGUAAAUGAGUAAACAUGCUCAUUUUUUGGUGUUUCCCAGGAACAUAACGGAAGAAUAUGUGACAUGAGGCAAAAUGGAUGUUGGGAGACUGUUGAAAUUGACCUUAGUGAGGGCCAAUGUUGCUUUGUGUAAGUUCAUUCAGAUUUGUCAGAGCAUGCCAAAAGAAGCAUACACCUUACUGCUGGGAAACUUGUAAAGCAAUCUGCAUGUAUGGUAUGAUAAUAAAUCAUCUAAGAGCCCACCAA